GGAAAAAGGCUAGUGUAGGGGGUUUACCUAUCAGCAAAUGUGUCUGUCAUGUGUACCAGGAAAGAAAACGUUGGGUGGCAAAGUCACGUUUGAUUAUUUUGUGGGACAAAAAUAGAUGAUUGGCAUUCCUCCUUGCAGGCUUGGAAGACACACUUAACAGGAAACACUAAAUCACAACACAAUCAAUAGUUAAACAGAGAUUUACAGUAACGUCCGUCAGCCCGAAAUGGUGCGCGGUCCCUUUAAGAGAAACAAAACAAUUGUUUACUUCCGGUAUGGUAGCGUUAGCAUUUAUCUACUUUAAGACUCAAAUAAAUGAUGAGGUCAAGGCUUUAAAUGGUAUAUAAAAGUGUUGCAGACAUUACGUAAGAGACAGUGGGGCUGUCGUAAAGGUGUUAUUGUUUUAAGGGUUUCGCUGAAACGUUUUAUGAUGGCAGCUAGAAAAAGAAAGAUGCUACCAUUGACACAUGAAACAGCAGUAAAUAAACAUCAAAACCGGACCGAUUUGACACUAAAUGUUUCACCUGCCAAGCUGAAGAAGACAUUUGAAAAUGCUCAAAGUGCUGAGACGGAGCACAGCCACUAUUUCACCAAUGACCUGCAGCACAGACUGGGGGAGGAUGUGUUCAAACAACCCUGCAUCAGUUUGGCCAAAGCAUUCAUCGGCAAGGUGUUGGUCCGCCGGUGUGCGGAUGGCACUGAGCUGCGAGGGAGGAUAGUGGAAACUGAAGCUUACCUUGGAGGGGAGGACAAAGCUUCACACUCAGCAGGAGGCAAACGCACUGAGAGGAACAAAGCCAUGUUCAUGAAGCCUGGCACGAUCUAUGUGUAUCCAAUCUAUGGCAUCUACCUCUGUAUGAACGUGUCUAGUGAAGGGGAGGGUGCUGCCGUGCUGCUGCGCUCCCUCGAGCCCCUGCAGGGUCAGCCCGUCAUGAGGCAGCUGAGGGCGGCCAGACGCAAAGAGGGAGCCCGACAACUGAAGGACAAAGAGCUCUGCAACGGGCCUUCGAAGCUGUGCCAGGCUCUAAAUAUACCACGCUCUUUUGACCGUCGAGACCUCGCCUCAGACCCGGAGGUGUGGCUGGAGAAGGACGGCAGCACAAAUCCAGCAGAACCCCACAAUAUAGUAUCAGCGCCACGCAUUGGGAUCGAGUCCCACGGGGAGUGGGCCAAGAAGCCCUGGCGGUUUUAUCUUCGUGGGCACCCCUGUGUUAGCGUAGUGAACAAAGAGGCAGAAAGACAGUCUGGAAAUGUAAUGAACAAUUAAGGUCCCUCAGAUGUGCAGUCUGACUCUGGACGGCACAAUGUCAAAAGGACGUAACAGGAAUAUUCCUGAAACUCCUGCCAUCUGUUCCUUUUGUGGACUUCACCAAAAAAACUUAAGCAGAAAGUCAACAUGGUGGAAUAACCUACAUGACUGGGUGAACGUCUACUUAUACUACACAACAUGUAUUCAUGGUACUGAUGUUGUAACUAUUAUAUUAGAAUUACAUCAGCUCGAGUAAGACUCAAUGUAUCAGUGCGUUAAUGUACCUUUACUCACUCAUGAGUCUUCUUUGUGCAGGUCAAUCUGUUUUUUAAUAAACAUUCAUACUUUGGAAAUUCUCCUCUCAGUGAUUUCACAGAUGUUUGGAGCGCUCCGCUUCUCUCAAAGCAGAAGCUGCCCGUCUGAUGUUGAGUCUUUCCUUUCUUGCCGCUUUUCUCUCCUCACCUCUGGGAUAGCUGAGGAGAGGUAGCUGGAGGUCUGGAAUGAUCAUUACUCAGUGUGACCCUCUGUGGUCAGUACAGCUUCUCUAACACAUCUGGAACAGUGAAGUGAAGCCACCACUACAAGGUUGAGGCAUUUCUGGUAUGUACAAAAUAAUUUAAUAUUGUAAACAAACAUUUGGCUCAUAAAGGAAACACAAUUUUGUAAAUCUACACACUUUAAAACAACACUGUUGUGUAAGAGCACUUCGCUGUGAGCACAGCAGGCUAUUAACGGCUCUCAAACUGACGUCUUUUCCAGUUGGUGAGAGCUGAUACUGUCUCUGUGCCACUACUCCAUGGGUGACUGAAAGAUUGAAAUAAUAGGAUCCUCAUGGUUGGUCACCACAAGGACACUGCGGAACUUGUCAAACAGCGUCUUGAGCUGCGAGCGCCUCAUGUUCUCAUUGUACAUAAUCUCUUCCAGGUGGUGAUGUCCCCGGAAAUAGUGCAGCAGCCUGGAAGCAGUCAACAUGACAGGCAGAAAAGAGUUGUAUUGAAUCAUUAGCGGCGUAAAUCAACCAUGAGACGGGACUGCUUUCUUGCUGUGCAGUAGAUGGCACACAACACUGGAUACCGGAUUAGGAAGAUUUCUAGACAUUUCCUGUUUGGAACAUGCACAGCACUAACAACUGGCAAAUGAUCUCAACUCUCCAGCCAAUAUUUAUAAUUACAUUUCCUAAUAUUCUGUAAAUGCAAUUAAAAGCACUUACAAAGAACUAAUGCACAAAUAUCUCCUCACUAAUCCUAACUAAAACGUAUCCCAUCUGUCGCUUUUAGACUGUAUGACAACAGCGAUUGUUUAUUGCAUGUAUGUGUGAGAUGGGUAGAAUAAAAUCUUGGUCGAAAUCUGUUCAAUAUCAAAUUGAUUGACGACUUAAGAUUUCUCUCAUGAUUGUCUCAGACAGCACAACAACGCACACCGUAAAGGUGCCUUUAAUCUAACUGUCUAAAAGCAGAACAAUAAGAAACAAUUGAUUUACUACCAGUAAAGAACAUAACUAGACUUUUGGCUUAAUUACCUGGCAAACAUCCGCAGAUCCUCUGGAUUUUGUGCAGCAGGGAUGUUAAGAAUAACCUGCCUCUCGUGCUCCGACAGGCUGGCAAGCAGUGUCUCUGUCAUCCUCUUGUUGAGCGGGGAGUCCCCACCAGGUAGUAGCUCUGCACUGGAGUUGUCCAUGCUGGGACUGGUGAGGGUCAUAUCAUCACUGCUGGCUAUACACAGGAAGCAGACAUAUUAUCGUUGAUUAUAUAUCGCCAUGUUAUACCACUGAGAGUUGGGCCGAGGAGGGAGAUGAGAGAGGACAUACUUGGGGAACCGAAGCUGAGAGCGCUCGGGGUGCUGAGACUGCGGCCUCCUACUCGGGCAGCUAGUGGAGGGUCUUCAUCCCUCAACCCGGGCUCAUCCUCGCUGGGCGGUACCAACAGGCAGACGUAAGUGUGCAGCUGGAUCAGGAGGCGACGCUGAAGCAUCCACACCACCAUCUGGAUCAGCUGAGCCUGGUCAGGAGCAGAGCACAGGAGAAACACUGAACAAGUGAAGCUGAUGUCCCGAACCAGGUCAAAUGUUUUAAACCAGCCACAGGUACCACACAAGCUCAAAAUAGAGUCAAAAUAAAGAGCCCUGGCUCUGAUCUUGUUCUCAUGAAAAAUGGAGACUGCAGACGCUGGAGCUGAUGUCCCUUUUCCAUUUAUAAUUCAGCGCCGACGCUCGAGCAGCGAUGCCAAAACCAGAUGGGUCGGAGGAGAACAGCAGAUGGUUCUGCUCAUACAAUGCUGUACCUGCAUUUACACGACUGUUCUAUAUGUCACAGGGAUUUACCAGAGAACUACACUUUCACUUUUGUUUUCUUCGUACAAAAAUGUCUUGUGUUUUUGUUUACAAUGUUAAAGGCAA
Messenger RNA from Cottoperca gobio, 3643 nucleotides. It is a transcript of the gene mpg, whose product is annotated as N-methylpurine DNA glycosylase. Gene Ontology annotation, molecular function: alkylbase DNA N-glycosylase activity; DNA binding. Gene Ontology annotation, biological process: base-excision repair. Bases 428 to 1267 code for a protein of 279 amino acids. NCBI's taxonomy places the organism in Eukaryota, Metazoa, Chordata, Actinopteri, Perciformes, Bovichtidae. The record is from RefSeq and is a predicted model, not a curated record. The transcript has 3 exons.